CAUUUUUCGUUUCGUUGCGCCGUUUUUUUCCCUUAUGGGAUGGCUACCGCUUCCCAAACCAGCGGUGUGGUAGUUUGGGAAUGGGAAGAACGAGUAAAUCUCUGGAUUCCUUACGAAUUGAAGGCUGUUCAUCACUUAGAGAGGAGCUACUUAAGUAUCAAACGAAGCACGUCCAAAAGGGUACCUCCAGUCAAGUUGGGAGAUUGUUCCAGUGACUUAAGUGUUUAUGAAGUUGAUUUGACGAAAAACGAACAACGGAAUUUGGAAACAGGUAAAAAUCGUUGAAUCAUACAUUUUAAAUACAGGGUAAUAGAGGAAAGGUGAAAAACUCUGAGACCGUUAGCAAAAGGCGGAAGUAAUAAAGUAGGGAAAUGUGACGUCAUAUUUGUUUUUGUUGUUGUUGUUGUUGUUUUUUUUUCCUUUCCUUUUUAAGUUGUGUACAGUAGGGUUAUAUGUAAGCUUGUGCUUAAUGAUAUUCUUAUGUCCUUUUUUACAUUGUAAAGCGCUUAGAACAGCGAUGUAUAAAAGCGAAAUAAAUUCCAUUAUUAUUAUUAUUAUUAAUUUGUGAAAUUAUAGGUUACCUGAGAUAUUUAGAAAGAACAAGAUGAAAAUGUCCACUUGUCGAAAUUCAGCCGAUUAGAGCAUAUUGCUAUUAAAUUUAAGGUACACUCCAACCCAAUUGUAGAAGGAUCUGUAUGGUUGGAGUCAUGCGAGCAUAACAUUUAUAUCUCACAUACAAUGUUGAAACCAGGUUUGGUAGAGAGAGGUUCUGGUAUCCACUAGGCCUAUGCAGAAGAUUCACUUAUCAUGCAGUCUCUAGGGAGAACUGCAUGACAAACUUUAAAACAAUGCAGCUGAGAACUUGAAGAUGCUUUCGGCUGUCACUGUUGCCUUAACGUGUUAUUAAACCUUUUAGAUGCCAUUAUCAAUAGUAAGAGUGACAUUUUGGUCUUUGAAGAAUUUAAAACUAUAAAAUUGAUGCAAUUAUCUUUUAGUCUUUCAUUUAUUGCAUACAAGUGGUCAUGUCCUUAAUUUAACCCUUUACUACUACAAGGUAAUGGGCCCCAACCCCCCAUCUUCCUGAACAAUUAUCAAGGAUCUAAGAUGGCUGUGAUACUUAAUCAAAACAUGCAUGCUCAGUGGAUUUCAGAGCCUUGUUUCACACAAUAAACUACACAGACAUGAAGCCAAGAAGUCAUUUUAUUAGUCUGAAGAAUUAGUUAAGACAAUCAUCCCUGCAUUCACAAGAUAUUUAAGAUAAUAUCCCAAGUAACGAAAAAAAUUCAAAUUUGCUGCCAUUCGCAGUGCCUGUUGUCAAACUUUGAAUGAGAAUUUAUUUGCAAUCCAUCAUAAUAUAGCUUACCUUUUUACAAGAAAACAAGGGACAUUUUUAGAAAUAUAACAAACAUGCCAGAUUUGUUUCCCUCCAUACAAGCUGAAACAUAUUGAUUUGGGGGUACAGCAUGGUUCAGUUUGGAACCUUGUUCCAUCUUCGCUUUUGCUUUCAUUGCAAGAAACCAUCGAUCAUUGGUGUUGGUGUGUGAGGUAAAGUUUGAAAUCAAGUGUUUUGCCCUUCAAUCCAACACGUUCUGAUUCAAGAACAAAAUAAUUACAAAAAAUACAUUAAAAAGAAACCAAAAUAUGUAUCUAUACCACUUUUUUGAUUGCCACCCCACACAUAUAAAAAGAACGAAGCUGAUCAGCACAAUCCAUGUCACCCAUGUGAGAAUUUUAAACAUCUGAAGUGGAAACUAAUAAUAACAAUUUUUAUACAGGAAGCUCACUUCACAAAGAGUGAUUAAUUCAUUGAGGUCCUGUAAAACAAUAGAAAAAUAAAUGAGCUUAGAUAAAUGAAUAAGUAAUAGUAAUAAGUAAGAAGUUAAGAACUAAAAACCUAACUUAUACAAGCUGGAGGUUAAAAAUGUUAAAAUGUCCAUUAAAAUAUUAAAAGCUAUAAAAUAUCUAAAAUAUACAGCUUUUAAUGUUCUGUUUAAAAAAAAGAAGAGAGUUAAUUUCUUUAAAAGAUGCGUCUAAAAUGUUCCAUUCCUUAGCGCAUUGAUAAAAAAGUCUGCUUUCCGUAAUUCCUUUUAGCGAGAGGAAGACAGAAAGUGUUUCUUCUUCUAGUCUUAUAACUCUGGAUGUUUGAGUUUCUCAAAGUAUUAAAAUUGUGAUCCACAAGUCUGUGGAUGUACUUAAAAGUGGUAAUGUAUCUACGUACAAGGUGCUCUUGAGAUAAGGUAGGCCAUCCGAGAGUGGUCGAUGAAGCAUAGUUGGGCAAAUCAAGGAUAACUUUGGUAGCCUUAUUUUGCAAGACCUGUAAAUCAUGCGUUAGUGUAAUAUUAUCUCUGUCUCCCCAGUUAGUAUCAGGGAACUCAAAAUUAAGGCAUUGUAUAAUGCAACUCACGCAUCCAAAGGCAAUAGAGGUUUGAUACGAUUUAACAAGCCACUUCUUUGAUUUACUUUUGCAAUCAGUGAUUCAAUAUGGUCAUUCCAAGUCAGGUUCUUUUGAAUGACAGCACAUUGUAGAUACUUGAUUCAAUCUUCACUCUCAAGGUUUUUGUGAUCAAUGACAAGCUUGAUACCUUGACAGGUUUGCAACCUUCUAUCACCACCAGACAAUGCAAACUUCGAUUUCGAUGUAUUUAAGGUGAGAUAGUUGUUGUUAAACCAUUUGGCAAGAUUGUUAAGGUCCGCAUUCAGCUGGUAUUCAAUGUUUUGACAGGAAUUUACACUGAAGUAAAUCACUGUGUCGUCGGCAUACAUGACUACCUGGCAAUGCUCUAAACAGUUGGGAAGGUCGUUAACGUAUAGUGGAAAAAGAAGAGGCCCAAGGAUGCUUCCUUGGGGUACCCCAACAGGAACCUUUUGUUUAGUCGACUGGCAGUUUUCAACAGAUGUGACUUGAUACCGACUUUCAAGGUAUGAGGCAAACCACUUCACAACUUGAGAGCUAGCUCCAAUGGUCUUAAGUUUUUCAAUAAGAAGCACAUGGUCCACUGUAUUGAGAGCCUUCGAAAGAUCUAAGAAAACUGCUCCAUUGAAGCUGCCUUUAUCAAGACUAGUAGUAUGUUGUCUGCAAAAUGAGCAAAGGCAGUUAAAGUUGAAAGUUUAGGGGGGAAACCAAAUUGAUUUGGAGUAAGUAAUUUACUCGCUGAUAAAAACUUGUACAGCUGUUGGUGCACAGCCUGCUUUAGGAUCUUGCUAAUGGUUGGGAGUACUGUGAUUGGCAUGCAGUUGUUACCAUCGGUACGAUCACCACCUUUGAAUAAAGCAGUCACCUUACUACAUUUCCAAAUCGAUGGAAAAGUGCUUGCCUCAAGUAACAGGUUAAAAAGUCUGAUCAGUAUAGGUGCCAUGCAUUCAGCUGAGUCCUUCAAUAGUCGUGCUGGGGCGAUCCAGUCCUAUAGCUUUGUUAGUUUUUAAGGUUUUCAAAGGCUUGAGAACAAAGGAUUCUGUGAUACUACAAAAGGAAAGCGAUUUAUUAUUGCCAUUCCAUCGCAAAAAGGUAGGUGAGAAAAACUUUCUGGAAUUGCUGGCUAUAAGCCGGAGUUCAUCACUUGCGACUGAGUUGUUGUCGCUUUUACUGUCUUCAGACUCUCUUUCGCUACUUUCCUCCUCACAAAAUUCUUGCACUUCGAUGUCAGAUAAGUCUAUCAACAUUCACAUCACUAAAACUUAAAUUACUCUUACUAUCAUUGUCAGAACCAAAAAUCGCUUUGAUUCAGUGGCAGCAAUAUUGAUAAACAAAGAUAAAAUACAAAUCUAAAGCAUGUUCAAAUUUGUGCAACACAAAUCUACUGAAUAUCUAUAGCUAGCUAAUAGACAAAUUAAAGAAGGAAAUGCUCAACCAUCUGGCUUUUGGUGUGUUUAAUGGAGUAAGAGAAAUCCAGUAUACAAAUCCUGUGCAAAAGAUUCACCCAGGUACGUCUUCGUAGCGAAUCCAAUCGGCCCUUCACUACUUGCCUCAUGCAAUAGUUUUGUAUGCGCAGUUCAUGUGAUUUGAUUGGUUUAUGCCUGCCCUUAACAAUGGAACAAUAAGUAUUGACAAAGACUGCCUUACCUAGGGUAUACAGCACAUUUUUUUGCACCCUUUUCUUGUGGCUGCUUUUGGCCGCUCUAGGAAAAAUAUGUCAUUUCUGACUGGCCGCUUUUGGCUGCUUCAGUAGUGAAAGGAUUAAUAUUGAUUUCAUAAUAAAUUCUUAUUAUACAUUACUUUUUAUUUUCUUAACCCAGGUACUGUACGGAGCAUCCGAAGAAGUGUAUACCCAAGCAAUUCUGUUCCUGGGAGAGGACUGAGAUGGGAAUGGUUUAAUGAUUUUGCAUGGACAGCAUAUGAUAUUCCUACAUCUGAAGCUAUCGAGAAGAGUCAUAGAGCUAAGGAACGGUUUAUAGAUUUGAGCAAUACUCCACUUGGAAUCCCAAAUGUCUUGGAUAUUAAGGCAGAGAUACAAAUUAAUAAACAUACAAAAUUUCAGAGGCAUGUUCGUAGGUUAACCGGUCAAAGUUACCCCACAGCUGGAACUCAAGACGUUAGUACUCCUAGUAUGUCACCAAAUAACAGUUUGCAUGCCACAGCUACUGUCAAUGGCCAUGUGGCUUCAAGUAACACCAGAGCUUCAAAAUCUGGCGUUACCAGUAAAGGUGCAAAGACUGCAGUUAGAGGAGCAAGAUCUAAAAAAGUUAAGGUGGAGCACUCCCAAGGUAAUACCUGUUUUUCUCAAACUCUACAAUAUUCCAUAGUAAAAAAUAAAGGCAAUCACUGCUGUGAACAAGGAUUGGGUCUUUGUGUCUAAUAAAUUUCUACAUCAGUUCGCAAGCUAGAGCCUUAAAAUUAAUCUGUUCACUUAACUACAGGAUAAUUUUGUUUGGCUAGUUAUUCAAUAAUAAUAAUGAUUAACAAUAAUGUUAAUGUUAUGACUACAACUACUACUACUACUGAUAAUAAUAAUAAUAAUAAUAAUAAUAAUAAUAAUCCUAGGAACGGCGCACAUACUGAGAAGGCUUCUGUCCAUCAAAUAAAAAACUCCCCUGGUACCUCAGGAUUAAGGAUUGGCCUCGGUUCUAGGAGAGUGUAGGAAGCAAUAUUAACAGCUUUAUAAUACUAACUUUGUUGGGUUAAUGCAAAUUACUGAUAAAGCCAGUGUUUUUAGGUAGUCUAAUGUAGACCACAGCUUAAGACAAUCAGUAAAACCCCAAAUUAUUUCAUUCAUCUACAUGAAUAUGUUACAGGUCAAAAUUAAAUUCAGGUUAACCAUGUUGAUUCUCUAUUUUCUGUAUCUCCUAGCCCUAAUUAUUCAUGAAUUAGGGCUAGGAAACAAAGAAAAUUGCAAAAAAAAUUGUUAAUAUUAUAAAUUACAAAAUUUUAACCUGAAUGUAAUUUUGACCUGUAACAUAUAUGCCUUCUUAAUACUUGUGAUAAAAUAAUGCUUAGAUGCCAUGAUUAGCCAUGAACUUCAUUAUGACUUAGAACACAGUUUUGUUGAACAGGGGCUAAACUCCUUUUUAAUAACCAAUCAGUGUUUUGUAUAGAUUUUUUUUUGUUUCCUCAAAGGUGAAUUUACUGCUACUGGUGGAGAUCCUCUCUCUAAAUUCUGCCAUGAUUUGAAAACUGCUCCUGAUGAGGUAAUUGUGCUUGUAAUAUCAUAGGUGACGAAUUACCCCUUAAUUUUGGCGCGAAAUUUCAGCGUUAAUUUGUAAUUUCACAUGUGAAAUUACAAAAUUGCCAUGGCAACCGUUUCGUACGUCUCAGUGUCAAGAUGGUGACGAAGUUUUAAAAUGCCGUGAAUGAAGAUGUCAGGGCAGAAAAAGGCGCUUUAGAAAACCUGAACACACAAGAGAACAUCAAGAAGGAUUCUAACAGGUAUUUUUCCGAAAAAGUCUGAAAAAUUCUGAACUUUAUAAGCCAAAUUUAAGGUCUAAAAAUUUGAGAGAGUGGAGUUCUCGAUUGAUACAAUCCAGGAUAAACAUGUCAAAAAUCCAAGACUGCUAACGUAAUUUGUCACCUAUGAUAUUAAUAGGUAAUCAAAUUGUAUACUCGUGAAAUUAGGGAAUAUUUUCACGCGCGUUUUGUCCAAAUCCUAAUAAUUUCCCAAGCCUUUCACUUGUCUCCAUUUGAUUACCCAUACUAAUUAUGUAUAUAGCAAGUAACCCAGCUUACUCAAUCAGGUGGUAAUCAAGAAUGAAUGUUACAACUCAUCCUUCUUACUAUCCCACAGCAGUCACCUAAUUUCUGUAAUGUAGCUUUACGUUGUUUGGAUAUUGUAGAACCUCUGAUUGUGGCAAAUGAAUGAGUUGACAUCAAACUUAAGAUUAAAAGGAAAAUAGCAUUUACACUGGACCCUGCCUUAUGACCACCCCAUUAUCAGGGCCUGAAGAACACUUGAAUUUCAGCUUGUCCUGUGGAUAAGCAGUGCUGAAAUAAAUGCUCAUCAAGGGCAUUGUCUAAGUUAUGAUUUAGAUUUGUGUGUUCUUGACCAAGCAUGAGGAAGUCAAGAUGGCUGGAUAUUGGCCAAGUUGUUUUUUGCUUUUUUAUGGACCAAGACAAAGUUAAGGUCAUGGGCCCAUCUUUCCAUCUUCAUCGUCUGCCAUUCAGAUCACAGGAUUUGCUUCAGCUUGCCCACUCGCAGAUUCAGCCACAUUUAUAUAACAAGAGGAUUUAUUAGUGAGAUUAAGCAUCACGUUUAUGGCAAACAUGAAUUUGUAACACGUGACCAAGUUUCCCCUUUACUUGUCAUUUACUGUUCAUCAUAACUGCAUCAAAAUCGGUUGAUUCACUCCAAUUCUGUGCAUGUUUGAAGCUCUUUUUAUCUGCUCAUUUCUCAUUCUGAAAAUUUCUCAACUUGAAUCUCACGUUUGCUGUUUAGCAUAAAUGCGAUGCUUAAUCAUGACUUGGGCAUGACUUACUAGACAGGGAAAUUUAUUUGUCCUGCGUGACUGGACAGGGCCUUUUUGCAAGCCCUGAUUAUCUGAAAUGACGGCAUUAGUAAUUAGUGUGGCCACAUUUUUUCAGCCCAAACAUAAAUCACUCAGGGUUUUCUUACCUGAAACCCUUAUUAAUACUUACCAAAUUUUCAUGCUUUUUGCAUGGUUACAUUAAUGGGGUUUCAACAUAACCUACAAAACAUAAAUUCUGCAGCAAAUAAAUAAAUAUCCUACACAGUAGAUUUUAAAAAAAUAGUAACUUAGGCUUUGUCAGAUUAUUUUGGUUUGCGUACCAGUGCAACAAUGGUUUUAAAGAAAAAACAAAACUGAAUUAUAAACAAACACAAUGAGAUAGUGAUAAAGAGACAUUCAAGUGUUUUGUGAUUAACUUUUCGUAAAUUUAAAAGUAAAUCUUUUUAAUAAGUUUCUUUUGUUUCUAGGAUUGUGCCAUUUGUUUUGAAAAGCUCUGUAACAUCUCCUCAUUUUAUGAUGAAUGUGAAAGCACCAAAGAAGCUUGCACCAUCAAACAGCUGGACAAAUGCAAGCAUUCAUUUCAUGCCUCUUGUUUGCAGGCAAUGUACAACAGUGGAGCAAAAGUGAGUGACUUAUGGAUUUCUUCACAGUAAUAACUGUGGUCUGAGACAAGAUUUUAAGGGAUCAAGCAAACAGGUGCAUGCGAAAAGACUUUAAAUGAACAAUAAAUUUUUCACAUUGCUUGAAGGCCUUUUCCAAGUACCUUACCAAUUAAGCAACAAUAUUGCGUUGCAGUAAAAGCCAUUUUAAGGUAGCUUUAUGUAGUUGCAAGUUAGCUGGUCCCUUUUAGAUCUCCUUCUGAAUUGCAUUAUACUUAAUUACAAACUUGAUUUCACAAUGACUAGUGUGUUUUUUUUUUUUUUACAAUAAACUAAGGAUCUUGUAACUUACAGUGUUCUGUUUAUAUGCUAACAUUAUUUUUUUCACCAUCACUAAAAUUUUGGGCGACCUUGCAGCUCUCGGAAGACCUUAUGGGAUUGGUUAGAAAGCAAUGAACAAACAAAGUUAACAGAGGAACCUAGCGCGAAAACAAAAGAGCUGCUACCUAUAGGGGUCCAGUUAAAUUAGAGGUUCUGAAGAGCUGUAAGGCUGAUGAAAAUUUUGAGGUGGCAGACGUUAUUUGUGAUCAUAGCAUAAACAGGCAGUUUAAUUGUUUUUUUUUUAGAACAUCACAAGAAGUAACAAUCAACAAACAACAUUUUAUACACGUACUUCAACAGGACUCGGUGGUUUGUUGCUUUACCUCAAUUUUUCAAAAAAAUUUUUUAUAUUCCCAGGAUGGAAGUUUGCAGUGCCCAACGUGUAAGGCAAUUCAUGGUGUCAAACAUGGUAUUCAGCCAAAGGAGGGUAACAUGGAUGUGCGUCGCUUACACCAAAGCCUUCCUGGACACCCUGACUGUGGAAUGAUUACAAUAACUUAUGACUUUAGAGGAGGAAUACAGGCAUGUCUCAUUCAAAUGUUUGCAUUUACAGAGAAGAGAGUAACUUAUCCUUAA
Molecule: messenger RNA, 8450 nt
Organism: Porites evermanni
Lineage: Eukaryota; Metazoa; Cnidaria; Anthozoa; Scleractinia; Poritidae
Source: the annotation of a GenBank genome assembly